CGCGGCCCGCGCGAGGCGCUGGGGCUGCUGCGCGCCCUGUGCCGCGACUGGCUGCGGCCUGAGGUGCACACCAAGGAGCAGAUGCUGGAACUGCUGGUGCUGGAGCAGUUCCUGAGUGCGCUGCCCGCCGACACACAGGCCUGGGUGUGCAGCCGGCGGCCGCGGAGUGGCGAGGAAGCCGUGGCACUCCUGGAGGAGCUGUGGGGACCAGCAGCCUCCCCGGAUCGGCCUUCAGCGACGCGGGCACAUCAGGACAUGACAGAGGGCACUGGGGCCAGUGUUGGAAAAGAGGAGAAUGGGAUGAUUCCCCUGGCAGGAGACACAGCACCCAGGGUGGAGGCGCCGGAAACCGGGGACGCCCGGGCCGUGCGCCCCUAUAAGCAGGAGCCCAGCAGCCCCCCGCUGGCCCCGCCGCCACCCAGCCUGCCCACCUUCCUGGCGGUCCCCAGCGCCACGUCCUGCCCCGAGUGCGGGAAG
Carlito syrichta (Philippine tarsier) is the source of this 477-nucleotide messenger RNA. RefSeq names its product zinc finger protein 444. The transcript is spliced from 3 exons. The annotation marks the transcript as partial. NCBI's taxonomy places the organism in Eukaryota, Metazoa, Chordata, Mammalia, Primates, Tarsiidae. The record is from RefSeq and is a predicted model, not a curated record.